AUGUCUCACCACCAUAACAGACAAUUGACCAAGGCUCACCCAAGAAGCAACAACACUUGGUUGAACACCUUCUUUGAUGAUCCAUUCUUUACUGCCUUCGAUAGAACUGACGAUCGAUUGGUAUCUGUUUUCAGACCUACCACUGACGUUUCCGAGACUGACCGUGAAGUGAAAAUCGUUUGUAAUGUACCUGGAAUGACCAAGGAAAACAUUAAGAUUGAUGUCGACGAGGAACAUAGAACUCUAACAGUCUCUGGUGAAAUGAAGAAAGAAUCAAGAGAAGAAAACGAGACUUAUCACUGUGUUGAGAGAUCACACGGUUCAUUCUCAAGAACUGUUUACUUGCCAUCCAAUGCUGAUCUUGACGCAAUUAAGGCCAAUCUUGAACAUGGAGUCUUGAGAGUGAGCGUUCCAAAAAUUGUUGAAGAGCCAAAAAAGAAGACCAGAUCUGUAAAUAUUGAAUAA
This is a messenger RNA of Naegleria lovaniensis, 465 nucleotides long. RefSeq lists its product as uncharacterized. The coding region runs from base 1 to 465 and encodes 154 amino acids. Gene Ontology annotation, biological process: response to salt stress; protein folding; protein complex oligomerization. The transcript has a single exon. The record is from RefSeq and is a predicted model, not a curated record. Lineage: Eukaryota; Heterolobosea; Eutetramitea; Acrasida; Naegleriidae.